GGCUGUCAAAGUGUUUAAAACAACACUUUUCUACAAUACGCUAAAAGAAAUACAUAAUAAAAUAAAAAAAGAAAUAAAAACUAACAUCUGUGAGUUUACGAUUCGCGUUGUGUUGUCCGUCGUCGAUGUAAUUGUCUGACACAAACGGUCUAAUCUUAAAUUCUUUCGUUAGUUUGUUGGUUGCUUGUAAUAACAUUUCCUUAUACCACCACCACAACGACCACCGGAUAUAAAAGAAAAACAAUUCUAAAUUAAAUAAAACAUUUGUUUUCGUUGCGCGUUAACGCUUUUAAUUAUUGUAUAAAAAUAAACAAAAAAUUUUGUAAAUUGUAAUAAUUAUGAAACACACCAUUAACUUGAGGUAUAAGGUGCAUUUUGUUGUUGUUGUUGUUAUUUUGUGGGCAAAUUGUGUUUAAAAGUGAGAGAAGGAGAAAGAGAGAGCAUUAAUCUUUGUAACGUUGUUGGAGACGCGUGUGUUAAAACUAAAAUUUAGUGGCCCUCCGGUUUAAGUGGCAUUUUAAUGCCAACCGGCGGGUGCCAGUUAGUUAUUUAACAAAACUGUUAAAGCUGUAAAAAUAAUUGUUGUUUUUUUAUCAUUUAAACAAUAAAUUAUUUUCUUAUGUGUUUAAACAUUUUGUGAAAAAAAGCAAACUUGUUUUAUAGAGAGAAUAGUGAGAGAAAUAUAUUUUUCGAAGAACAUAUAAAAAUCCGCAAGAAAGAAACAAAGAAAAUUAAGAAAUUGUCUUAAGACUGCCCACUACCAGAACCAAGAGCCGUGAGCUGUGAUAACUUUAGUAUAAAAAAUCCAUUUAAGCGAAAGUGUCGAUCACAUUGACUGUGAACCGAAACGAAUUAAACUAUUGAUAUUUUUUUGUUUGGAUUAAGAAAGGAAAUCGCCACCUUCCUUAUACGAAGGCCAAAACGAUUGUGAUAUUAUUUUGGAAGUGAAACCUUAGAGAAGAGAAGGAGGGAACUUAUAUUUUUAUUUUAUAUAAAACAAUUUUAUUAGAAAUAUUAUACUUAAACUAUAGUUUGUAAAAAAAAGUCUUGUCUUUGGAAAUAUUUUUUUUGGAAAACAAAAACUGAACAUUUGGUUACAUUCUAAUUGUCCUGUUUUUUAUAAAAUUACUAACAAUUGCAGAAAUUUUGUAUUUCAAUUAAUUUCUAUUUAUAUAUAACACAUAUAUUUCUUUUUCAACAACUGUUUAAUAAAACAUUACAUAUAUGAAUAACAUUCAACAUAAAACGGCAAACUCAUCAUCUUCAUCAUCAUCCUCAUUAAUAUCAUCGUCAUCAUCAUCAUUGCCAUCAUCUGCAUUAAACACACUUUCAUCACAGCCAUCAGCUGCUUCAUCACCACCAACAUCAUCAUCGCAAAUAACAUCAGGUACGACUACAUUAACUCCACCACUUUUAGAUGCAACUUCAUCCGCGUUAGCAUCAGAGUCAUCCUCAUCAUCAUCCACUUCUUCUGCAACCCUAACACUACAACAGACACCAUUGUUGCAUACCUUAGCUCCUACCUCACCUACGCCUCCACCCACUCCGCCUACACCUCCGCCUUCAGCUAGCAAUUCUAAUACCCCAUCCCCACCGUCCUCGCCCUUUGCGAGAAUUUCAUUGAAUUUUUCUCCGCCCACUGCUCAGAACUCAUGUGGUAGUGGUAGCGCGCCUACCUCUCCCACUGACGAGGCAGAGGAAACCUGUUCCAAUUCCUGUUGUACUUAUCCAACUUUUGAGCAAAUUAAGCAAAAACUCAAAAAUCAAGAAUCACAAACCCAACUGACCCUCUUAAAUUCCCUACUACUUUCCUCCACAGCUAACGCCGCUGUCGUCCAGCACAUCCCACAUUCGACUUUAGUAAGAUCUGUGACAGCUACCAGCAUCAUGGAUAUGCCCUACAACACCUCACCUUCCUUACGUGUGCGCACCACUUCGCUUAAUCAGCUCAAGAAAACCGCCGAUCUUGUCAUAGAGAACGAAUUGCACGUUUGCCCCAGCGAAAUGCCCGAUGAAUUGCGUAAACUCUUGCCUCCCACCUCGGAGACCGUGAUGACUAAACCAUUUCCCAUACGUGGCGAGCGAGCCAUUUCCGAUGUCUCCACUCCCCAUGUUAUUGCCAUGGUCGGCUUGCCCGCUAGAGGCAAAACUUUUAUCUCGAAGAAACUUGCACGUUAUCUAAACUGGAUUGGUAUCGCCACCAGGGUUUUUAAUUUAGGUGAAUACCGUCGUCAUGCCACUAGCGCCUAUAAAUCUCACGAGUUCUUCCGUGCUGACAAUGAAGAAGCGAUGGCUAUACGCAAUCGUUGUGCCAACCAGGCCUUACACGAUUCCUGCGAAUGGCUAUUGAGUGGUCAAGGCAGCGUAGCUGUCUUUGAUGCCACCAACUCCACAUAUGAUAGACGUAAGUUAAUACAUGAGAUUGUGGUGAAGCAACAUGGUUUCCGUUUGUUCUUUGUCGAGUCCAUUUGUGAUGAUCCCAGCAUAAUUGAGCAAAACAUCAAGGAGGUUAAAGUCAGCUCUCCUGAUUAUAUCAACAUGAAUACCGACUUAGUAGUGCGUGAUUUCCUGCAGCGUAUCGAGCAUUAUGAAGAACGUUAUCAACCUAUCGAUGAGGUUAGGGAGGAACAUUUAAGUUUUAUGAAAAUCUACAAUGCGGGCAAAAAGGUAGUCGUUUACAAUAACGAGGGUCAUGUAGAAUCACGCAUUGUUUACUAUUUGAUGAAUAUACACAUAACUCCCAGGACGAUUUAUCUCACUCGUCAUGGUGAAUCAGAGCACAAUCUUAAGGGCCUUAUUGGUGGAGAUUCCAAUUUAAGUGAGCGGGGUCGUUUAUAUGCUAAAGCCUUGUCUGCCUAUAUCGAGCAACAGAAUAUUGAAGGCUUAAGAGUUUGGACCUCCUGGAUGAAGAGAGCUAUACAAACAGUGGCCGGUGUUAAGGCUCCACAAGAACGUUGGAAGGCUCUUAAUGAAAUCGAUGCUGGUCAUUGUGAGGAAAUGACUUAUGAGCAGAUAAAAGAAAAUUUCCCCGAAGAGUUUAGUGCCAGAGAUCAAAAUAAAUUUGCCUAUCGCUAUCCACGCGGUGAGAGUUAUGAAGAUUUGGUAGCUCGCUUAGAGCCCGUUAUCAUGGAAUUGGAACGUCAAGGCAAUGUUUUGGUCGUUUCACAUCAAGCUGUUUUACGUUGUCUGUUUGCCUACUUUCUCGACAAGUCGGCCGAUGAAUUGCCCUAUCUGUAUGUACCACUACACACUGUCAUCAAAUUGACACCAGUGGCCUAUGGCUGUAAGGUGGAACAUAUUAAAUUACCCAUCGAAGCAGUCGAUACACAUCGUCCUAAGCCCAAGAUACCCGGAGAUGUCUCACUAGGUCUUGAUGGAUUAAGCGGUGAGUUGGUAGCUCCUGAUGGUGUGGGUAAGGUGUUGAUUGUGGGCGAUGAUGUGACUAAGGCGACUAAUGGCGGUAUCAUAGGCAAUGGCCUAGUUGCAUCCGUUUCCUCAGACACGAACAACACCAUCAGUACCACAACCACCAACACCCCUUCGGAUGGUAAUGCUAAUAACACUAAUAGCGUUGCCAUACCUCAGUGACAUUGUUGCCAACACGAAUGCGUUUUAAUCAAACGUGGACUUUUGGCUCAGUUUCAUUUUAAUCGUUUUAAUACAUUAUAAUUCGUUGAAAUUCAAACAAUCAAUUGUCGUUUACAAUUAACAAUAAAAAUUUUACCAUAAAGAAAAGUAAAUCAUAUUUUAUAAUUAAAUUGUUUGAAAAAAACAAAUGACACUUUAAAAUUUUUAAAUUUUUUGUUUCUGUAAUGGCAGCUAAGGCUCUUUGUACUAGAUUUAAUUGAAAAUUGUUGAAAAUCAUAUUGCAAACUUUCUCUUAGAAAAAUUAUUAUUUUGAAAACUUGUUUCCGAUUUCUAAACUAUUUUUUGCUCAAUUCUUAGAUAAUGACGGCUUUGUUCCUUUUUUAAUAUUGUUGUCCUGUGUUAUUUAAUAAUUUAGAAAAAAAUGUGUCAUUUGCUUUUAUUAUCAUAAUAAAAAACGCCAUUUUAGUUUCAUGUUACAAGAUGAUGUUAUGUUAUUGCCAUUCAAAUUUAAAAAAAAUCAUUUUAAUUUUCACAUUAGCUCCUGAAAAUCAUUUUGUGUUAAAAUUUCGAAAUGUCAUUGAAAUUUAAACUUAAUUGUUGAAAAAUAAACUAAAUUACUUAAAUUUUACACACAUUUACUCUCUUUUAACUACUUAAACAUAAUAAUAAAUAUAAAGUAAAAUAAAAAUUCAACCCCAAGGGUUUUGAAAUUGUUAAACAAAUAGACAUAUUAAAAGACAGAAAAAUAAUCUUAAAAAAAGGCAACCGAAUGAAUUUAUAAUGUAACGUUUUUUUCCUUUUUUUACUUAAUAGUCUUUUCUAAUUAAAAUUUAUUACAAAUUUAAAAUGUUAAUAACUAAUAGUUAUAAACAUGACUGAAUAACUUUCUUUUGAUGUCUGCAAAAUUAUUAUAACUUUAUUAAUUAUUUUUUUCUGCCUUUAAGUGUAAAGUUUCCUCUAUUUUUUUAAUAAAAUAAUUAAUUGUUCUCUGUUUUUUUUUAUAUUCAUUUUUGUGCUCGAAACACAGAGACAAGACUUUUCGACUGAAAUUAAUGUUAACUUAAUGAAAAUAAAUCAUGUAAACUUAUUAUUAAAUAAAAUACUUAAUAAACUUUAUUAUGUAUAUAUAUAUUUAUAUUAUUGUAUAUCAAAACUUAAAAACAAAAUCCUAUAAUUGUAAACAUUUGAUUGUGUCUCUGAUAUAUUUUCUUUGUACUAGAUUAAAAAAAAAUUAAUAAAACUUAUAUUUCAAAUAAA
Molecule: messenger RNA, 4845 nt
Organism: Lucilia cuprina (Australian sheep blowfly)
Lineage: Eukaryota; Metazoa; Arthropoda; Insecta; Diptera; Calliphoridae
Gene: Pfrx
Product: 6-phosphofructo-2-kinase/fructose-2,6-bisphosphatase 1
Exons: 3
Coding region: 1225-3588 (787 amino acids)
Biological process (GO): fructose 2,6-bisphosphate metabolic process; fructose metabolic process
Cellular component (GO): cytosol
Molecular function (GO): 6-phosphofructo-2-kinase activity; ATP binding; fructose-2,6-bisphosphate 2-phosphatase activity
Source: RefSeq, a predicted model, not a curated record